AUGAGUAAGAAGACUUCGACUUCUAAAGGCAAAGCGACAGACAUCCCUCAAGAAAGAUCCGAUUCCACCCUGACUUCUCUUAGUCAACUCGUACCGGGGGAAUUGUCCGAGGAACAAAUCAUACACAACCUCAAAGACCUCGACACCAAAUUCAAGACCAUCCAAGCGGGUAACCACGAAACUCGUAACGAAAUUGGUCGUAUCGACCAUAAAGUCAUCAAACUCGACUUGAAAAUCGAUGGCGUAAUCAAGGCAGUAAACAACCUGGCCGAUGCGAUCUCGCAUUCUCGAGAAGACCCGCCACAUCUCAUGAAACGAGAAGACACUCCUCGUGUUGUUGAACCCCAACCAUACACCUUCAACCAGAAACAAUUCAUGAAGGAUCCCAUGGCCCUUCAUCGGUCCUUCCACAACCCUGUCGAAUACUUGAAGUUCGGUGGAAAGAAUUACUCCGCCUGGGAACAACAAAUCAACGCCACUCUCGAAUUUGUUUAUCGACGGGAGGAUUUCCUCUCCAAAUCGACUAACUGGCUUACUGUACAUGACGACCAGGAGCCUUCAUUGAUUAUCUUAUUACGAUCCACUCUUGAGAAGAACCUAUUGGCCACAGUUGCAUCGACUCUUUCUGCGUGA
Puccinia graminis f. sp. tritici CRL 75-36-700-3 is the source of this 633-nucleotide messenger RNA. RefSeq lists its product as uncharacterized. The transcript has 2 exons. The record is from RefSeq and is a predicted model, not a curated record. Lineage: Eukaryota; Fungi; Basidiomycota; Pucciniomycetes; Pucciniales; Pucciniaceae. Bases 1 to 633 code for a protein of 210 amino acids.